ACAAGGAAAAUAAUUAAAGCCGAGGAGCGAAGGGACGUUCGUUCGGGGAGUGAGGCACCGUUAACCAUCAUUUCCACCGUAUAGUCUUUCCCUUUUUCGUGAAAUCUCGCCUCGUUUCAGAAUCGGCACCUGUUCAAUCAACGAACCCCUGUUUUUGUCUUGUCGUGGCUUAUAUUCUUUCAAUUCUGGUAGUUUGGUGGAUUUUAUCGACUUGGUUACAGUUAGCGUUGAGUGAUUGAUUCCAUCGAAGAACUGGGAAUUAUACGGCUUGAUGAUCGGCUUUGAGGUUGUGUGUUUGCUGAUUAUUCAGGCGUGGAAAUCGUAUUGGUCGUGUUAUCAGGUUCGCUGAAAAUACCUGAAUUUUGCGCCGGUUGUUUUGAUUUAAUUUAUUUGUCAAAUUUAGAUGAACAUUAGGUGGAUGAAUGAUAUGUUUGUGUACAAUUUGAUUAAUAUAAGAUGAUGGAAUUCUGAAUUCUGAUUGAUGUUAAAAAAUUUGGAUAUGGUGAAACAGAGAGGCUAUGCUCAGAGGACAGCAUUUAAGAUAUCUUAUGAAUUUUAUUUGGGGAUUUAGGUUUUGAUGGAUUGAAUUUGGAGAUCAUGGACAGCAAUAGCGACUCAGAAGAUCAAUUCUAUGACACUCGCGAUGCUGUUUCUUCGGUAUCAUCCGAUUUAGGUUCUGACUGUUCUGAAAGUUAUCCAAGUCCUGGGCCAGAGGACAGUGCUCCAGGUUUUGAGUAUUCGGCUGAGAGAUUGGAUAGUGUCAAUGAAAGACGACGGCGGUUUUUGAAAUGGAUGAGUAGCCAUUUGGAUUCUCAAAAUAGUUUUAGAGAUGAAGAAGAUAAUUUAUGUUUCAUGGACAUGAAAAGAGACAUUGAAAGAUUGAGGGAUGAUGGAGAGGCAGUGCUGGCUAAUACUGAUUCAGAAUUGAGAAUUUUCUCUACUUCUUCCCUACCUUCUCAGUCAGACGACACCACUGAUUCACUCGAAGAAGAGGAAGAUAAUAUGCUUUGGAGAAUAAAGAACUUAGACAGUGGAAGGGAAUUCAUCAUGGAUGAACUGACUGAUGACGGCUCCAUUUCCAAGUUGAGGGAAGUCGGUUCAAAUAAUAUUAUACCAUUCCAAGAGCUUCAGAAGUCGCUUACCUCAUCAGAGCUUGUACUACAGUUAUUGAGGAAAGACUCAACAGGGUUCGGUGCAGAUCAUCAUUCGAAAAGGAAAGGGAAACGCCAUUUACUCCAAAAAUUUAGUGCCAUAACUCGUGUUUCUGACAAGACAAAUAGUUCAGUUGAUAAGCCGAGUGAAGGCAAUCGAAAGACAGGGUCGGCUUCCCAAAGAGUUCAUGUUCAUGUAUCAAAAAAAAAAUUUAAGGAACUAUCGUCUAUUUACAGAGGCCAAGAGUUUUUCGCUCAUGAAGGUUCUAUAUUGACUAUGAAGUUCAGUCCAGAUGGUCAGUACCUGGCUAGUGCUGGAGUUGACGGUGUUGUACGCAUCUGGAAGGUGCUUCAAAACGACAUUGUGAACAAAUUUAAUGCUAGAGAUAUGGAUCCUUCUAGUUUGUACUUCUCAAUGAAUCACUUAUCCAAGGUCUCUCCUUUGGGAGUUCUUAGAGAAAAAGGCACAGCUAAUAAGACCACAAAAUUAUCGUCCAACUCACCUUGCGUUGUUCUACCUGAUAAGGCCUUUCACUUGACCGAGAAACCUCUUCACGAGUUCCAUGGACAUGGGGGAGAGGUGUUGGCUCUCUCAUGGUCAAAAAAUGGGCAUUUGCUGUCAUCUUCCAGUGAUAAAACUGCUCGUCUCUGGAGAUUGGGGCAUGACGAAUGUCUAGGGGUGUAUACGCAUAGUAAUUAUGUAACUUGCAUUGAUUUCAAUCCCGCGGAUGACAAUCAUUUUAUCAGUGGCUCGAUAGAUGGAAUAUUACGUGUUUGGGAUGUAAAUUGUGGUCGAGUGUUUGAUUGGAUUGAUGUUAGAGAAAUAGUCACUGCUGUGAGUUACCGUCCUGAUGGGAAGGGAGGCAUUGUUGGCUCAACCGAUGGAAAUUGCCGUUUUCUUGAUAUCAUAGAUAACCACUUGCAAUUGGGUGCGGAGAUAUGCCUGAAGAGAAAGAAGAAGAAGCUUUCCGGCAAGCGAAUAACUGGAUUUCAGUACUUCAUGAGCGAUAUGAGCAGAGUAAUGGUGACUUCUGCUGAUUCAAAAGUGCGGAUCAUAUGUGGAUCCAUAGUUGUCUGUAAAUUUAAAGGUAGCCGAACUUCAGGAAGUCAUGUGCCGGCAUAUUUCACAACAGACGGCGAGCACGUUGUCUCCGCCAGCGAGAACUCCAACAUCCGCGUUUGGAACUACACCCCCGACAACCCAAAAUCAUCAUCCCAACCCAAGAAAAUAUGGUCCAGCGAGAGCUUUUUGUCGCAGAACACUUCCAUCGCCAUUCCCUGGUGUGGCCUAAAGAACAAGCUGGUAGCACUCCCGGGAAACAUUCUAGGCAACCGGCAUUUCGAUGAUAAGCUUCUCCAGAAGCUACCCGCUUUCCCCGACUGCUUCAUAACGAGCCUCGGAUUUUUCUUGGAUGCUCUGCACAAAGGAUCUGCAACAUGGCCGGAGGAGAAACUGGUUAUAUGGAACGAGAAGGAAGACAAGCCUCCACCGUCAUCUUCGAUAGGUAAAUCUGAAUUCAAGCUUCUGAAAAACGCGUGGCUUAGCGCCAUGAAUGCUCCCCAUUUGUGGGGGCUCGUGAUAGUCACCGCCGGAUGGGAUGGAUGCAUUAGAACAUUUCUGAAUUACGGAUUGCCUGUUCGACUUUGAGACGGGGACAGUGACAGGGACAGAGUUUUGACUUAACAGUUAACAUUCGUUUGUAGAUUGAUUGAUUGAUCGAUAGAUCGAUGAUACGCCGCCACCGUCGUCGUCGUCGUCGUCAUGGUGGUUUAACAAUGUCGGUAUAAAUUGUAUAAAGGCUGGGCAUGGCCGAAUCAAAUUGAAAGUGUGGCUUGGCUGGAGUUUA
This is a messenger RNA of Andrographis paniculata, 2998 nucleotides long. RefSeq lists its product as uncharacterized. Gene Ontology annotation, molecular function: protein binding. Lineage: Eukaryota; Viridiplantae; Streptophyta; Magnoliopsida; Lamiales; Acanthaceae. The record is from RefSeq and is a predicted model, not a curated record. The coding region runs from base 598 to 2799 and encodes 733 amino acids. The transcript is spliced from 6 exons.